ACAUGCGCUCACGCGCCCUCCCGUGGGUCGACUUAAGCAGCACGACGGAAGUGUGAGAGAGUCGCAGGUGGCGGAAGGAGAUGUGACCUAAACACCUGAAAACCCCCCAGAAUCACUGGCCAGCUUUUCUCCAGUCUGCAGUGUUGGACGGUGUGAAUGCGAAUGGAGGAUGUCUAGACGGGGAUGUUUCAAGAGUUCAAAGAAAGGGGCGUCCACAGAGCAAUGCGAGGCGCCUCAGGAGUCAGGGAUUCAUGUUUACCUGUUCUGGACCAAAAAUGGAGAUUGUUAUCUGACUCACCAGGAUGGUGAGGUGACAGCAGAGGAACUCUCGAUCCAGGCAGCAGAAGUUGUCGGGAUCACACCAGUAUGCCAUGUUCUGUUUGCGCUCUAUGACCCCGGGUGCUCCUGUUGGUACAGUCCUAACCACAGAUUCGACCCAAAAAAACAGUCGAACCUGAUACUUCACUUCCGCAUGAGGUUCUAUUUCCGGAACUGGCAUGGACUUAACGAGAAGGAGCCGAUGGUGACGCGUUACGCAACUCAGACAGGGAGCAAUCAUGGAGCCGCACCUCUGCUGGAGCUCGCGUCUCUGGAGUACCUGUUUGCUCAAGCAAAAUGUGAUUUUGUGAACGACGUGACGUCGCUGGAUGAUGUGUCGGGUGAGCAGGAGAUCAGCAGCUUUAAAAAUGAGAGCUUGGGCAUGGCUGUGCUGCACUUAUCUCACAAGGCUCUGCAGAAUGGAACCUCUCUACAGGAAGUGGCCAAACAGACCAGCUUCCUGCGCUGUAUCCCCCGUUCAUUCUCUCGCAACCUCGCCCAAGACAACUUUCUAACGAAGUUACGCAUCCGCCGCGUGUUUGCCGACUUUGUGCGAAGCUUCCAGCAGCAUACAGUGGGCCAGGGCAGGCUCUGCUCUCAGGAAGUCAUGUAUAAGUACCUGUCCACUCUGGAGCGUCUGGCUCCCCGCUUUGGAACCGAGACCUUUUCUAUCUUCCACCACACCCUGAGGCCGGACAGCGACGGCAGCGGCUCGUAUCUGAACGCCUCGCGAGCGAGCGAGCCUGCUGAGGAGAUGACCUGCGUUCAGCCCACACACGAGGUCAUGGUGUCUGGCAACACUGGCAUCCAAUGGAGGAAGAUUCAGGCCCAGAGGGCUCAGGAAAACAGCUAUAUGGGAAACGACUACUUGAAUAAGAAGAAACGAGAAAAGCAUGACGCUGGCCAACAAGACAAUACCACUCCAGAGAGCUGGAAAGUGUUCUGUGACUUCCCUGAUAUCUCCCACAUUGCUAUAACAGGAGCAAAUGUCUGCAUCAGCCAGCAAGACAACUUUGCAAUGGACUUGCGCUUAAAAUCUGCUCUUGAGGCACGCUCUCUGGUGUCUCUGCUCGAUGGGUACUUCCGCCUGACGGCUGACGCUCACCACUACCUUUGCCAUGAGGUGGCACCACCCAGAGUGGUCCUGAGCGAGGCCAACGGCCUUCACGGUCCAAUACUCGAUGAGUUCGUCCUGCAGAAGCUGAAGAAGGAAAAUGUCGAAGACGGCGCAUAUUUAGUUCGCUGGAGCAUUCUGGACUACAGACGUAUCAUAUUAGCAGUUCUGAGUGGGACCGAGGAUGGACAGGCUCCAACACAUAAGCAGUUCAGGAUCGUGCAGAAAGGCUCUGUGUUUACGCUAGAGGGCUGGGACCGAGAGUUCUCGAAUGUGAAGGAGCUCACUGACAGCCUGAAGACCUUUGUGCUUAAGUCUGGCCAAGACUGCUUCACUGUGAAGAAGUGCUGCCUGCCCAGACCUGCAGAGCUGUCAAACCUCCUAGUGAUUAGACAGGACACAAACAAGACCAAGCCUUCAACCUGUGAAAGCUUCAAUCUGAGCCAACUGAGAUUCCAUCAAAUUAAAGACAAGGAGCUAAUACAGGAACAGCAUUUAGGUCGUGGCACCCGGACCAACAUAUACUCUGGUCGCUUGUUGGUGCGCAGCGGAGUGGAAGACGAUGAGGACGAGUGGAACAACAAUCACACCAAUGAAAAAGGCAUUCGUGUGGUUCUGAAGAUCCUGGAUCAGAGCCACAAGGACAUAGCGCUGGCAUUCUUUGAGACUGCUAGCCUCAUGAGUCAGGUGUCUCACUCUCACCUGGUUUUUGUGCAUGGUGUUUCAGUCAAAGGAUCUGAGAACAUCAUGGUGGAGGAGUUUGUCGAGUUCGGCCCAUUAGAUGUCUUCCUGCACAAAGAGAAGGCUCGUGUGACUCCUCAGUGGAAGUUUACAGUGGCCAAACAGCUGGCCAGUGCACUUUGUUAUCUUGAAACGAAACGCUUGGUUCAUGGAAAUGUGUGUGCGAAGAAUAUUCUGGUUGCUCGCAAGGGUCUGGAGGAGGGCACAUUUCCGUUCGUGAAGCUGAGUGACCCGGGCAUCGCUCUUACUGCACUCUCACGUGGAGAACGGGUGGAGCGCAUCCCGUGGAUCGCACCAGAGUGUGUGCCUUGCGGAUCUGUAAUAGGCAGUGCUGCGGAUAAGUGGGGCUUUGGAGCCACGCUGCUGGAAAUCUGCAACAAUGGAGAUCUGGUCAUGAGUGGCAGUACUUUGCCUGAGAAAGAGCGUUUCUAUGAAACCCAAAGCCGCCUGGCAGUCCCUUCAUCUCAAGAGCUGGCCAGCUUUAUCAGCAUGUGUCUCACUUAUGAGUCAGCAGCUAGGCCUUCAUUCCGGACUAUUCUACGGGAACUAACAGAAAUACAGAUAAAGAACCCAGACAUUUCUUCUGACUAUGAGGCACUUCCAGACAGAGAUCCCAGUAUUUUCCUUAAGCGGCACCUAAAGAAGAUCCGAGACCUGGGAGAGGGCCAUUUUGGUAAAGUGAUGCUGUACGUGUAUGACCCUGCUAACGAUGGCACUGGAGAGUAUGUGGCAGUGAAGACCCUCAAGCAAGAAGGGGGCAAUCACCUCCACGACUCUUGGAUGAAGGAGAUUGAAAUCCUCAAAUCUCUCUAUCAUAACAACAUUGUCAAGUAUAAAGGCUGCUGCACUGAACUGGGUGGUCAGGUGGUCCAACUAAUCAUGGAGUACCUUCCAUUGGGCAGCCUUCGCGAUUACUUGCCCAAACACCGCCUGGGAUUCACACAGAAUCUGCUCUUCGCCCAACAGAUCUGCCAGGGAAUGGAUUACCUGCACACGAAACGAUACAUCCAUCGGGAUUUGGCUGCUCGCAACGUUCUUUUGGAGAAUGAGGGAGUGGUGAAGAUCGGUGACUUCGGCUUGACUAAGUACAUUCCUGAGGGCGAGGUGUAUUACCGGGUUCGGGAGGAUGGCGACAGCCCUGUGUUCUGGUAUGCCAUCGAGUGUCUGAAAGAAAGCAAGUUUUCCUUUUCUUCGGAUGUCUGGUCUUUUGGUGUAACGCUGUAUGAGAUCCUGACACGCUGUGACCAUCGUCAAAGUCCACCUGCGAAAUAUGUCGACAUGAUGGGGAUGGUACAAGGUCAGAUGACUGUAAUGAAAUUGAUUAGCCUCUUGGAGAAACACAGGCGGCUGCCGUCCCCUCGGGACUGUCCACACGAGGUGUACAUGUUGAUGGAGCAGUGCUGGCACUUCACACCAGCGCAGCGUCCAACAUUCCAGUCUCUGGCGGAGUCUUUGGAGGAAAUUCGUCGUACCUACGAGGAACCUGCUUUGCGACUUGCUCAGAUUAACCAUCGCUGACCACGUUUACAGAGCUAUUUAUGCCAUUUCUUGAUGAUGUGAGCAGAUUGACAGCUUUGGCUCUAAAACAGGCAUUGCUUAAGUGUUCUAGUAACAAGUCAGGCCGCUCCGAUCCUUAAGCACUUUUUGGUCUAUGUUUUUUUGUGUUAAAGAAAUUGAGUGUUUACUAAAGUUAGUACAGCAAUGAAACUUUAUAUCUUGCUGUGACUAAUUGUUGUAAAUAGAUACAUUACAGGUAUUUUAAAUGUUUAUUUUUAUGAUUUACUGCUCUGCCUUAAACCGAUAUACAGAAAGUAUAUAAAGACUAUUUUUCUUCUAUUUUUUAUUUUUUCUUUAUUGUCAUCUCUUUUCUUUUUAUUACAAACUUAAAUGUAAAUGCAAAUAUAAACCAAAGUCAGUAAUAUGUUGUAAAAGGGCUUAAUGGCUUUGCCUCUCUGCACCUUAUUAGUUAUUGGUUUUGUGAAAGGUUAAUCUAUGCUAAAAGCUUUUUUUUUUUUUUUUAAUUGUAUUUAUUUUCCUCUUUUAUAAAAUGAGUAAUUCUACAUGUAAUAGUCAGUGGAUUCCAGCAUUAUAUAGAAUGCUCAGAGAUUCAUUGUGAGAUGGAUGGAUGGAUGGAUGGAUGGAUGGAUGGAUGGAUGGAUGGAUGGAGUAUACACACCAACAUGGCUUAAUUAAAAGUCUGUUUCUCAAACCUUUGAAAAGUUUUAGGUUGUUAAAUGUUAUGUACCAUAGAAAUCCAUAUAGAUCAUAUAAUAAUGAUUUUAAUACUAUCUCAGGGUACUAUUUUUGUUGUGACCUGAAAUCACUGAUAAUACUUAAAGGCAAAGGAGAAUUGUUUGUCCGAAUAAUAAUACUCCAACGAACGAAGUCACCGAUAUUCAAUUCAGUUUUCAAAGUCAAAAUCAAACAUUUGUUUUCCAUUUUUACCGUAAAUGAUUUUAGCUGAGGAAAUCUUGUUUUUGUGUAGGGGUAAAAUAAAUGUUAUUACUUAGAUCAUGAGUCUUCAACAGGUGGUCCAAAGCAGUACUGCAGAGGGUCCGCUAAUUAAUGUUGUGUAAUAAAUAGUUUUUGAAAAAAAUAAAUAAAUAAACAAACAUGGGAAAAACAUCAAAGAUAAAAUAUUUAAUUGAAAAAAUAUAAUUACUGCAUUAAAGUUCUAUUAAACUUAAAGAUCAUGUAAAUGUAUAAUUGUCCAUCGGACAGUAAAACUAAAUAUUAGGUUCUAAAAUUGUAGCUGAAGUUUAUGUAAAUGUAUAAUAGUCCACCUGCAAAUCUAUUAAAAUAAAAUACAACUUUCCAAAUAUGUAUGAAAACAUGAAAAUAUACAGAAAAUGUUGCAUGUACAACAUCGUUCUAACUGUCUUCACUUAAUAUAACUAACGUAAUAUGCUUCGUUUCUAUUAAUAUUAGUGGCUAUGUUUCACACACUUUUUUCAGGGUUCUCUGCUCCAUUUCUCUAUCACCUAAUGUUGAAGACCAUUGACUUAUAUUGCUAGAAUUUUUACUUUUUUUUUUUUUUUUUACCACAGUAAUGUUUUGUCUUAAAAUCAUCAUAUUCAAUCAUAUUCAGCACCUGUAAGUUAUCAUAUUUUCCAUUCAUUUUUUUUUUUUUCAUUUUUCUUUUUUUAUGUAUAUGAUUCAAUGAUUGUAAAGUAUAACUCAACUUUCCUAGAGCACUCUGAAAUUAGAUGGAACUCAAGACUUCUAGAGAAAUAACAUUGAUGUCUGACUUGCAUUCAUACACACGUCUUUGUUAGGCCAUAAACAUGUUUGUUUUUUAUUUUUAUUUAUUUCAUUGUGCAGUGAUGAAUGUUAGAUGCAAAACUGAACCUAUGUAAUUGAUAUUAAUGCUACUUUCCUUGCUGUGUGAAAGUAAAACAUGAAAAAAACUUAAUGAUGUGUAGUACUAUUUAAGGUCUAAAUAAACAUGUAAGGUGUAAAAGGUUA
Molecule: messenger RNA, 5638 nt
Organism: Silurus meridionalis
Lineage: Eukaryota; Metazoa; Chordata; Actinopteri; Siluriformes; Siluridae
Gene: tyk2
Product: tyrosine kinase 2
Exons: 24
Coding region: 170-3691 (1173 amino acids)
Biological process (GO): intracellular signal transduction; cytokine-mediated signaling pathway; cell differentiation
Cellular component (GO): cytoskeleton; cytosol; membrane
Molecular function (GO): non-membrane spanning protein tyrosine kinase activity; ATP binding; cytokine receptor binding
Source: RefSeq, a predicted model, not a curated record